AUGACGUCUAUACACUACCCUCAGCUCCCUGCAGUAGAUAACACUUAUGGGGCAGUGCUCAUCGGGGCCUUCCUGGGGCUCAUCCUUUACGGAGUCAUGCUUCUCCAAGUUUAUACAUGCACGCGGCGACAACUCGCGGACGCGCUGUACCUCAGAUGCUAUGUCGCCUUCAUCGUUUACUGGAACUUGGUUGAGCACUACUUUCAUCUGUCCCCCCAAGCCGUCAUCUAUCUCUGGUCCACCAACCUCCUUCCGAUUUCGACGGGACUCGCUAUCGUUGCCUGUCAAUGGCAAGUUACAUGCAUCAGACCCUCCCGAAGAUCGUUCACAUACUAUGCACAUAGCUUUUACACGCGCCGUGUCUACAUCUUCCAGAAACGCUUUAAGCCUCUUGUUGCGGUCUUAGCAGUGUUUUUCUUGGGGGAAUUGGGACUUGCAAUUCUGGAUACAAUAUAUCUCUACGUCCACCCGAACUUGACAACAUACCACAGAGUGGCGAGGCUGAAUUCAGCGGUAUACGCGCUGGCAGUGACCGCAGAUACGAUACUAACCUCCGUGCUCGUGAUAAACCUGCGUCGAAGGAGGACAGAGUUUCGUCGCACUAACUCUACUAUCAACGCGCUCAUAGCAUAUGCCGUGACUACGGGGCUUCUUAUCGACAUGGUCAGCAUCGUAUCCCUCGCAUUGGCCUGGAUCAUGCCCGACAACUUCAUCUACGUCGGAUGCAACAUCGUCUCCACAUAUCUGUACAUAAACUGUGUCCUAGGGACGCUCAAUGCGCGGCAGUCGCUGUCUGGACAGCAUAACGGCCUCUCCCAGCCCGACGGCUUGAUUAACCUAUCGUCUCUCGCUCAGCGUAGCGACACGAGAACAGGCUCAGCGUUAGAUCCAACCCAGUGCGAAGAGAAACACCCCAACAUCCUGCACAUCGAAACAUCUGCACCCCAUGCGCCGGAACAGCGAGAAUUCGAAAUGCCCGUCUAUCCGGCGGCAUUGGAGGUUUAG
This is a messenger RNA of Trametes versicolor FP-101664 SS1, 1005 nucleotides long. RefSeq lists its product as uncharacterized. The record is from RefSeq and is a predicted model, not a curated record. NCBI's taxonomy places the organism in Eukaryota, Fungi, Basidiomycota, Agaricomycetes, Polyporales, Polyporaceae. The transcript is spliced from 21 exons. Bases 1 to 1005 code for a protein of 334 amino acids.